CAACGUCACAUUCUCCAUUCAAAGAAGUAGAGUCGUGUGCGCAUGCGCAUUGUGACAACCUGUGCACAGAGAGGGUCACCAUGGUUCGGACUCGGUCCGGUUCUGUCGUUUUUUGAACAGAGUCUGCGGCCAACAUGCUCACACUGCUUCAGCGGAGGCUCCGGCCGCUCGGCGCGCCGCCGGGCCGCUUCUCUGCUCGCUCAGCUCGCUUCUUCAGCAGCUCUGCUCCGGAGAUGCCCGCUGCUCGAGUCCGCAGCACCUUCCUGGACUUCUUCCGGCAGAAAUACGGACACCAGCUGGUCCCGUCCUCCCCGGUCCGACCCAGAGGAGACCCCAGCCUGCUGUUCGUCAACGCCGGCAUGAACCAGUUUAAACCCAUCUUCCUGGGGACCGUGGACCCUCGCAGCGAGAUGUCCUCAUACCGCAGAGUGGUCAACAGUCAGAAAUGUGUCCGAGCCGGCGGCAAGCACAACGACCUGGAGGAUGUGGGCCGAGAUGUGUACCAUCACACCUUCUUCGAGAUGCUGGGAAAUUGGUCAUUUGGAGACUACUUCAAGGUGGAGGCGUGCGGCAUGGCGUGGUGCCUCCUCACAGAGUAUUAUGGGAUACCUGCGGACCGACUGUAUGUGUCUUACUUUGCUGGAGAUGCUGCGUCGGGGCUCCCAGCUGACGAGGAGACGCGAAACAUCUGGUUGGACAUCGGGGUCCCACCUGGACGCCUUCUGCCAUUUGGCCUCAAAGAGAACUUCUGGGAGAUGGGCGACUCGGGCCCUUGUGGCCCCUGCACAGAGAUUCACUACGACCAUGUGGGAGGACGAGACGCCGCGGCACUCGUCAACGCUGACAGUCCAGACGUGGUGGAGAUCUGGAACCUGGUCUUCAUGCAGUACAACAGGGAGGUGGACCACAGUCUGCAGCUGCUUCCCCAGGUCAGUGUGGACACUGGGAUGGGACUAGAGAGACUGGUGACCAUCCUGCAGGGGAAACGGUCGAACUACGACACGGACCUGUUCACGCCGCUGCUGCGAGCCAUCCACCAGAGGUCGAGGGCGGGCCCGUACGGCGGCAGGACGGGGGCAGCAGACGAGGGCAGGGUGGACAUGGCGUACAGAGUGGUGGCCGACCACAUCCGCACGUUAUCAGUGUGCAUCGCUGACGGAGUUUAUCCAGGCAUGUCAGGAGCAGAGUUGGUAUUGAGGAGGAUUUUGCGGCGGGCGGUUCGGUUCUGUGCUGAGGUCCUGCAGGCCCCUCAGGGAGCGCUGGCUAGUCUGGUUCCUACAGUCACCCAUAUUCUGGGUGAUACGUAUCCAGAGCUCCACAGGGAGGCACACAGGAUCAUGGACAUCAUCAAUGAGAACGAGGCUCAGUUCCUGUCGUCUCUGCAGCAGGGCAGCAGGCUGAUCCACCGAACGCUCAACAGGAAGGACUACAAACAUGGAAUGUUCCCAGCCUCCGUGGCCUGGUCUCUGCACAGAGACCUGGGUUUCCCUCUGGAUCUGGUGGACCUGAUGUUGGAGGAGAGAGGAGUCCAGGUGGACCGGCAGGAGCUGAAUCGACUGAUCGCAGAGAAGAACAAGGUGACGUCUGAUCUGCAGUCAGGUGUCGAGUCUCAGCUGAUGUUGGAUGUCCUCAGCCUGUCCAAGCUGCAGCGUCUCGGCGUCCCUCACACUGACGACAACCUCAAAUACCAGUACAGACUGGAGCAGGACAGAUACGUGUUCCCAGCCUGCAGUGCAACAGUCCUGGCUCUGUAUGACGGUCAGACUCUGGUGUCGGAGGUCACUGAGGGUCAGCGCUGCGGUGUCAUCCUGGAUCAAACCUGCUUCUACUCUGAGCAAGGGGGGCAGUCACAUGACCAGGGCUAUUUGACCCGGGACGGAUUGCAGGACAUCUUGUACCCUGUGGAGGCAGUGGUCCAGGCAGGGGGGUAUGUGGUCCAUGAGGUGACUGCAGCAGACAGCCUGAAGACUGGAGACCAGAUCCAGCUACACCUGGACCAGGUCCACAGGUUGUCCUGUAUGGUCAAACACACAGCGACUCACAUCCUGAACUUUGCUCUGAGGGAAGUUCUGGGUCCUUCAGUCCAGCAGAGAGGAUCUCAUGUGUCAGCUGAUCGCCUCCGUUUUGACUUCAGCGUCAAGGCUUCACUGAGCGUCUCUCAGCUGCAGCAGGUAGAGACGUGUGUUAAUGACAUCAUCUCAGCCAAUCACAUCGUCCACAGCCAGGAGCUUCCUCUGCAGACUGCCAGGUGCAUCGACGGACUGAGGACAGUGGACGAAGUGUAUCCAGACCCUGUUCGGGUGGUGGCGGUGGCGGUGACGGUCCCUGACCUGCUCGAUGGUCGGACAGGCAGCCAGACAUCUGUGGAGCUCUGCUGUGGAACUCACCUGCUGCAGACCGGAGCCAUUGAGGACCUGGUGGUCGUUUCAGAGAAACAGAUAGUAAAAGGAAUGAGUCGAAUCAUCGCGCUGACGGGACGUGAAGCCACACGGGCUCGAGAACAGGGUCACAAGUUGUCUCAGGAUGUGGACUCUCUGUCAGCCAGACUCACAGGCUCCGCCCCCAUCAGCCUUGACUCCACCCAACGUCUCUCCAAGGAGGUCGGAGUGCUCUCUGAUGCUGUAGACAACACUCCCAUCCCCCAGUGGCAGCGCAGAGAGCUGCAGAGCCGACUCAAAGCUCUGCAGAGGACCAGUAACACCAACGUCAGAAAACUGGAGACCAGAGAGGCCGCAGUGCGGGCUCAGGCUCUGCUGGAGAAGAACGGCAACAAGGAUCUGCAGGUGGACUCGGUGGAGACGGACUCUCUGUCGAUUUUGAUGAAGACAGUGAACCAUCUGAGUGCCGCAGCUCCUCACAGUCAUGUGAUGCUACUCGCUCACCAGAGGCAGUCUGGGAAGGUUCUGUGUGCCUGUCAGGUUCCCAAGGACUCGCCGUCCCUCUUGGCCUCUGAUUGGGCAGUGGCGGUGUGUCAUCACCUCGGGGGGAGUGCCGGAGGCUCUGCGGUGGUCGCCAAGGGAACAGGAAGCAGCAGUGACAUCGCUGAGGCGCUGAGCUGGGCAAAGGAGUUUGCAUGCCAGAAAACACAGAGAUGAUGACAUCGUUCUGACAUCACAGCGCCUCCUGCUGGUGGUUGCUGAGAGGUGAGAAGGUCAAUUGUCUGCACUGAGGAGCGUUUCCUGUUUGGACAGGAAACGUGUGGUGCAGAACACAUGGGACCUCUGUUAACUGUUAACCAAUGGCGUGACAGUUUGGGGGGCGAGGGGUGUGGCCUAACUGUGGCAGGCAGGACAUCCAUGCUGCUGUCAGCCAGUCAGAAAGCUUAGUAAGCAGCUGUUGUUACCAUGCUAACAGUUAGCUUUAUGUUUUAUGUUAAUCCAUCAUGUGGACCUGCUUAAACUUUUGAACUGAGGUGUUUCUAACAUUUUGUUUGCCCUUCCUUCAAAAAUGUGAUGUUGUAGGUGGCUGUAAGCUCUGCACACAGCCACAGACUCUUCUGAUUGGCCAACAGUCAGGUGUGAAGGUUUAUAAUUCAGUACCGAUGAUAUUUAAAUGUCUUCGUUUGAAAAUGAAUAAACACAUGACCACUCA
Messenger RNA from Scatophagus argus, 3591 nucleotides. RefSeq names its product alanyl-tRNA synthetase 2, mitochondrial (putative) (gene aars2). Bases 135 to 3095 code for a protein of 986 amino acids. The transcript has 22 exons. Gene Ontology annotation, biological process: alanyl-tRNA aminoacylation; tRNA modification. Gene Ontology annotation, cellular component: mitochondrion; cytoplasm. Gene Ontology annotation, molecular function: ATP binding; alanine-tRNA ligase activity; nucleic acid binding. The record is from RefSeq and is a predicted model, not a curated record. Lineage: Eukaryota; Metazoa; Chordata; Actinopteri; Scatophagidae.